This is a messenger RNA of Catharus ustulatus (Swainson's thrush), 9267 nucleotides long. Its product is annotated as ras-related protein Rab-30. The coding region runs from base 461 to 1072 and encodes 203 amino acids. The record is from RefSeq and is a predicted model, not a curated record. Gene Ontology annotation, molecular function: GTPase activity; GTP binding; dipeptidyl-peptidase activity. Gene Ontology annotation, cellular component: trans-Golgi network. NCBI's taxonomy places the organism in Eukaryota, Metazoa, Chordata, Aves, Passeriformes, Turdidae. Gene Ontology annotation, biological process: regulation of blood vessel endothelial cell migration; negative regulation of systemic arterial blood pressure; angiogenesis involved in wound healing. The transcript is spliced from 5 exons.
GGCCGCGCUCCCGCUGCUGCGCUGCCUGGGGCGGGCGGCCCUGCGCACAUCCCCGCACACGGCUGCCUUGCGCCGAGCCCUGCACCUCCUGUCCCGGGCGUCCUGGCCCCAGCGUGGCUCGACACCGUUCCGGAGGGCUGCGCUGCGGUGCGCUGUACGGGCGGUGGGGACCGAACAGCCAUCCCCGAGCGGGACUGCCUUGCACCCAGCCCCGCUGCGCCCAUCCCGGGGAGCUGCCCUGCGCCGGGAGGGCGGCCAGCACCCAUCCCAGUGGAAGCGGGCUGCUCCUCUCGGUCAGCACCUAGCCCGGCGUGCGGGGGCUGCAGCGCCCAGCUCCGCUGUCCCCAGCGUGCGGCGGCCCGGGGCUGCCGCUUCUUCCCAUCGCCGCCGGCCGGCUCCUGGCUCCCGCCUCGUUUCAUGGUCGUGGAGAGGGAGGAAAAAUCCCAAACCAGCUGCGUAAAUGAGUAUGGAAGAUUAUGAUUUCCUCUUCAAAAUUGUUUUAAUUGGCAACGCCGGGGUGGGGAAGACCUGCUUAGUCCGUCGCUUCACUCAGGGUCUUUUCCCACCAGGGCAAGGAGCCACAAUUGGAGUUGACUUUAUGAUUAAAACUGUGGAGAUAAACGGUGAAAAAGUAAAGCUGCAGAUCUGGGACACGGCAGGGCAGGAGCGGUUCCGAUCCAUCACGCAGAGCUACUACCGCAGCGCCAACGCGCUGAUCCUGACCUAUGACAUCACCUGCGAGGAGUCCUUCAGGUGCCUGCCCGAGUGGCUGCGCGAGAUCGAGCAGUACGCCAGCAACAAGGUCAUCACCGUGCUCGUGGGUAAUAAGAUUGAUCUAGCUGAUAAGAGGGAAGUCUCUCAGCAGAGAGCUGCAGAGUUUUCUGAAGCACAGGACAUGUACUAUCUGGAAACGUCAGCAAAAGAAUCGGAUAAUGUGGAAAAACUCUUCCUGGACUUGGCCUGCCGGUUGAUCAGCGAGGCACGACAGAACACCCUUGUGAACAAUGUCUCAUCCCCCUUACCAGGAGAGGGGAAAAGUAUCAGCUACUUGACUUGCUGUAAUUUUAAUUGAAGAGCUGGCAUGUGAUUGCCCCUUCUGCCAUGGGCCAAGUGGAUUUUUUUUUUUUUCUAUGCUGGGAUUUAUCUACUUGAAGGAAUUCCUGCCAAUCUGACCCAUCUGGCUUACUCAGAGUCAGGUUACAGUCCUGGAAACAUGGCAGGCUGAUGGCUCCAGCUGCAUAGCAUUGUAGCAGAAUACAACAGGGUUUAAAUUUCAUUUUUCUUGCAGUCUGUGGAGCAGGUUGGAAAAGGAAGAGUUGCACAAGUGCUUCAUGUAAUGCAGAGCAUGAGCUGUUUUGUUUCCUUCUGUGGGAGAGUAGACCAGCCUUUCUUGAAGAUACUGAAGAGAUCAAAAUCUCUCUUACACCACAAUGUGUUUGACCCUUUUUCAAGUAAAACAAAGUAAGAAGAAACGCAACAAUGAACGCUGACUUUGGGCUACACUGGCAAUCUUCUGGGCUGUCAGCAAGCAAGCUCUUAGGAGUGUACAUAACGUCUGCGUCUCCAUGGAGGACUCUGGUGUUUGAAAUAGUAUUAUGUCUGUCAUCUUCAGGCACUUUCAUGAACGUGGAAUAAACAAAAAAGUUACAUAUAACAGCGUUUUCAAGAUGAUGAAGACAUGGAUACAGCUCAGUUGCUCCCUUUGGUGCUAGCAGUUCAGUAAAUAUUCCAUAGGCCAAAUGUAGUCUUACCACAUUACUGUCUUCUGAAUGUGUAACUUAGACUGGUUAGGAAAAAAACACUAAUAAGCACUGUUCAUAAAAAUAAUAAUAAUAAAAAAAAUCUCAUUACCUCUUUUUCUAGGCCUAAAUAUAGUGGGAAAAGACUGUGUGCUUCUUUGAUAUCCAACAAAGGAUGAAAAGACUUUCCAGAAAUAUAAAUAAAUAAAUUAAUUAACCAUUCCUCCUGUAAUUAGUCAUGUCCUGAUGUAGAAAGUUAGCCUUGGGUAAGAUUAUUGGUGGACUUGGCAAAAGUGCACCAGUCAUGACCACAGUUGUGUGUGUGCGUGGAUGGUGUAUGAGGGUUCAAAGGAAGCACAGUGUGAACUGGCACUCCACAAUGUGUCCAGCUGAAAAACAAAACAAAGCCUGUAGAUACAGCUCUUGUUGGAAGGCAGGAGUACAAAUUUGUGGAGGGUUUGUUUGAUGGUCCGUGGAAAGAGCAAUGAGUUGCGAGUGGUGUCCUUCCAUGUCUGCCCCAUCCAGCUCUCACCUUGUGGAACUGCUCUCAAAGCUGCUCUUGAAGGUCACUUCUUUAGGGUAGCUUCUACGUUCAGGGCUGUAGAGUCGAUGCUUUGUACCCUUAAUCCCAAACUCUGGUACAUGUAACUUCUUCCUGCAGAACUUCUGAAGUGGAAGCACCCUGGAGUUGAUGUUACUCCACCUCUAGUGCCAUACAGUGCAUUGCAAAUUUACGUGUUGGCAUGGAAGCGAAACCAGAAGAUAGUGAAUGUGCACAUAAACAAUUACAUGUAGGGAUUUGAGUUCAGUUUAGCUAAUCUGGAUAAAUCUCUCCUGGCGAUUACAUGGCUGUGAUAUGCUGCAAUUUAGAGUUAAUAAAUUUAAUAUUGUUUGGCUUUUACUGAAGAUUGUAACAGAGCUUUUGUAUUGACAUAAAAAACUGCCAGUAAGUACUUCUUGAAAAAAAAUAGUAAUUAAAAAAAGAGGCAUUUUGCAUUGCUUUUUUUGUUUCAUGGAAAGAUUUCUUUGGGUUGUAUCAUGUUGUGCCUUUGAUAUGUAAUGGGGAGUUGACUCUAUGUCAGAGAGAGGGAGGGAUUCGUUUGUCAUAUGGCCAUUUUUAAUAUAUUUUCUUGCUAAUUUUAGAUCAUUUUUAUGAUUAGUGGCAAAAGGAAGAUGUAGAAUUGUGGUAUGAAGCUUGUUUGUCAUUUAGGUAGCAUUUAGCAAAGCGCUUCUGCAAGUGCGAGAUGUUGGGGAACACAUCAUCUGCUGCUCUGCUGUGGUCCAUUUCAGGCUCUACUCAUUGUAAUCUGGAGGAUUUGGAAAUGUGUGGGACUUGGUGGCUUCUGCUGUGGUGGACCAUGUGAUACAACCUGUGCUGAAGAGCAGUCUCUUUGUUCUUGAGCAUUCCCCAAAUUGCCAAAUGCAGCUUCACUUGAGCUUGUGAAGAGCACCCAACUCCAAGACAGCUGAUUCUGAGCUGAGCCCUUAGGUAGCUCUUUAGAGCUGGGCUCAGGGUGUUCCAUGGCAGGUAAAACUCAAGUUAAAAAUCAAUACCAUGUGUAUUUAAUUUGUCGUAGCUCUUACUCCCUGAACCUGGACCUGUCAGCAUAUAAUUGAUAAUAAAUAGGGCAGGGCUCUUUGAUCAGCUUCAUCAAGGGGGAAGGAGACUGCCCAAUAAAACACCCAUGGGUUAUUCAGCCUGGUUUCCAAAAGGUCAGAGCUGGGCAGGUACUUUUCAUCCCUGCCAAGUAGCACUAUAAAUGCAUUUUAAAGUGCUCUUUGCACCAUUUCUGGAGCUGGAAUGUGACUGAACAAGCUGAUAGAAGAAAUUGCUAAUUUUAUUUUUUUAUAUUUACUUUGAGAUUUCUAGAAACAUAAAUCUUUUCCCAGUGCUUUCUCAAUCUGUAGGUGAUUAUUUUGGAAACUAGCUGCCUACUAGCGGCCUCAAAGCACCGGCUGUUUUUAUUGCUAGUGAAUCUUUGUGUAGGGACUCCAUCUCCAGACAGUGCUGUGCUUUUGUGGCAGGGUGGAGUGCUGUGGUUGGGCUGAUGUUCAAGUGAAUGACCUGACUCCUCCAGUCAAAUUUGAAUUUAUUCCUUUCAGUGUUUAUCUGUGUAGACUUAAAACGUUGAAAGGAAAUUGGUGGUAUAUGCAAUGCUUUUUACAUGGUCACAGACUGUGUAAAGCUGUAGUUUGAAACUGACUUCUCUUUCUGCUGUUUGCAAACAUGCCUGUUGUUGAAGUGAUGUUUUCUUGUAGUAAUUCCUUUACUGGAGUUACUUUUGUACACCUUGGAAUAUCUCUGUAGUGCAUACAGCCAAACUUUCCUUGUAGCACUGAGGGCUUAUCUUCUCUUCUACAGUCUGAUUCAUUCACUGCUGAAGGCUUCCCAACUGGAAGAGGAACUUUAUCAACUGCAGAGUCCCGAAAAACAAAAAGUCCCAAUUAUGUGAUAAUCGGCUCUCCAAAUAAACACCUUGCUAGAUUUUUGAGAGAGCUGUCAGUAAAAGCCUUGUGAUGCUUGCUGGACAAAAUAUCCAAAACCCAUGCAGAUUUGAUAUGCAACAGGGCCAAAUUUGACUGGGAAUGUUCUCUACUAUCACGAGAGCCAAGCCUUUAGUGAGGUUGCUGGAUUUGAAUGUGUUUUGAGGGUGAUGUAGUCAACAGCCAUGGAGUAAUCUUAUUUCUGGCUGAAUGUUAAUUUUUGUAGUAGUCCUGUAAUGAGACCCUUUCAUGACAUUUUUAGCACAAUGAUUAUGUCCAGCAGAAUAUUGGAUGAUGAACAGACGUUUUCUUAAUCUAGCAAGCCUGUUUGCGGAGAUUAACAGAAGCAUCUCUGAAAAUCGGAUGGUCUAAACUCUGAUUUCCAGUGGGAGCCACUGAUUCAGUCAGGCUGAUCUUGAGUAAACCAGUGAACAUUCAGUGCUUCAGAUCACUGGAUGUGAAGUACUUGCUGUGGAGUUUUGCAUUGGGUGUUGACACUGAGAGUUUGCUGAGACAAGCCAUGACUCCCUUCUGUCUGUAUUAGUGUUCUGCCAUGAAAGUGCUAGGGGACAAAAAACAAAUCAGAAAAAAACCCCAUGAGGUCAAAGAAAUAAGAUGGAAAAAAUGAAAUUAUGAGCUCUGUAAAGGAAGGGGAUGCUGGGUGCCUCUUCCUACCUCGAGCCCUGAAGUCUUGAUGUGACCUCCAGGUAAGCUGUUUGAGUAUGCAGUCAGAUACCUGUUUGUGCUGAGUGCUAAAUGGCUCUGUGAUCAUUAUGUAAUGAAAAGUACACAUGACAAAUUAUCAGGCAAGAUACUUUGUUCUUUGCUGUAGAACACAUGAAACAGCCCUUAAAAUCUGUCUGGUGCUGUUUGUGUUUUUUUGGAGAUGGCUGUCUUGGUAGCAGUUGGCUCCUGCUAGUCUAGGUUUAGCAGUUUAUGGCUAUUGAAUUCCUUCAGCAUCAGUAAUAACAGCAGCAGACAGGGGCUGACACAGGAGACAGUGAUUUGAAAAGAGGGAAAGUCGAAGUUAGCGAUGCAGAAGCACGGUGGGUGCACACACAUGGGACAACAGGCUUUCCAGAGCUUCUGCUGACAAGGGAUGCAAUUAGUUAGAGUCAAAUCCACUGGGUUUUGCCUUGUUUGUUAUCCCUAAGGACUGCCAUUUGUUCGGCUGCUUUUCCACUUCUCUUCUCAGUAUGAGGGGCUGUCUGUAAAUCAGGCUGAAAUGUUGAGCUGGCAUGAUUCCUGCAGUCAGAAACUGAAUUCAGUUGGGAAAUAGGUGGAAUUCUCUAGCUAUUGAAACAGGCUGAGCAAACAUGCAGGAUGUGCUGCCCUUUGGGAACCUCUGGUGCCACUGGGGUCAGAUAUGGCUAGAGACACUGUCACAGAAACCCUCUCCUGGCUGUGGGCAGAUGAAUGCUACAGCUAUUUCUGCAAUGGAAAGAUGACUUUCUGGAGUAGAAAGUGCAAGUAAAGAGAUGAUUCCACAUGCUCAAGGUUUUUCUCGAUCCUAUCCUCUUUUAAAAUUGCAUAUGUGGAUUGGAUUUUGAUUGCUCUGGGCUUUCAUAAAGGUUUGCUUUGAAAUUUAGUUUGAAAUUCUGCAUUCUUUUACUUUUAGUGUCAAAGCAUCCAAUAACCUUAUGUGAUUGGCUCCUACCAACAAAGUCCUUUUUUUGAGUUAAUUCUGUUAGAAAAAGGUGUUUCUAGAGGAUACUUUGUGAAUUCCCAGUGAGCAGGUAUGGAAACUGUACUUUUUUAAAUGUCUCUGUACAUAAGGGCUCACCAGAAAACCGUCUGGAGCCAAAGGAAAUACUCCAAUCAAUUCUAGUAGUGAAAACCCUGUUAGAUCAAAAUCUUUUCUUCCUCUUUUUAUAAAUUUUGUUAUCUCAGCAUAUUUGGGGUUUGACAUGACCCUUUUUCCUUGCAUCAGUUCUGUCCACUUGUUGCUGUGGGUAAUAAUUUUUGUAGCUGCUGUUCAAGGAUCAUCAUUUUGAAGGACAUUGUCUUAUGAUGAUGAAUGGUGGGGAAACAAUAGCUUGAUUUCUUAUCAGCAAAUAGUGCAUCCUAAGCAGAGCAGCCUCAACUGGAACUGGUGAUGUCGUUGAAAUGCAAUCAUCCACUUGAGCUGUAGCUAAAUGUACCAUAAAUGAUUACUGAUCUCACAUCUGCCCCCGUGUAGGAUUUGUCUUGGCUGGGAAAGAAGACAGCAGGGUAGUCAUGCUGACGGUGAUGCAGAGCUCCCAAAGCAGCACGCUGCCUUGCUCUGACCCCUCUAAGCACCACCUCACUCACCUGACCCAGAGCUGCCUUUGCUGUACUGAACCACGUCCAGCUGGGAUAGAUCACCAGCUGCUGUCACUCACAGAUGCCAUCACAACCUUUCCUCUCAUGUCAACGAGCUGUAACUUAAACCAUGUGAGUCACAGGUGUGUGUUUCUUUACCAGUGGGAGCCACAUAUCCAGAAAAACAGCCGCAUCUCUGAAGCUUGCUCCUUCAAAUACAGUCAAUGGGAUAACUGGGGGAAGAUAACACAGACAGAGCAAAAAAUGAGAUGGCAGUGAGUGUAAUUUAGGCUGUGAAUGUUGUCAGUGAAAAAUUAGACUAGUUUUGAGAGCACAGCCAGGGUCAACAACUCAGCUUAUCUGUCUGGAUGAACAGGAGCUGGGUUUACAAUUCUCAGACAUUGUCUCUGUUUUCACAUUAAUAGAUUGCAAUUAGGACUUGGUGGAUGUGACCACAUAUUUUGAACAAGUUAUCCUUUUCCAGUAAGCUCAGAAGAGAAUUUUAGGUCUGGUUAGUGCUACAAUAUUACUCAAAACCAGAUACCAGUUUUACAUUUGCACUUUUGGUUUUUCCACUUCUGCUUAUCUUGGGAUAACAUUCUCAAGGACAUGCACACUUGUGAGUACAGGGUGGUGGUGCAUUGCUGGUGAGCAUUUUCUGAAUGCCUGGUCCUCGGGCAAAAAAUGACAUGGCCAAAACCUGUGUCAAUCAUGAUUUUAGCUGUGCACGGUUCCCUGGGGCAGAGGGGAUGGUAAAAGUAUUCUUAUGCUUUCAUGGGCAGCAGUCAAGGGCUCUGGAGUGUCUGGUGUCACAUGAAUGCAAACCUCGGCACUUUUCAAAGCUUGAUUCCUCUGGCACCUCUCAUCAAUGAAUCUGCUCUUCUCUCAUUACUGCUCAUGCCUCAAGCACUGUGGAGGGAUGAUCUGAUUGCAUGAACCGCUGGAUCUGACUCCUGCUUUAGUUAGAACAAAGAGCAUCAAAGGCUCAUUUUCUGUGCCACCUCGAGCUUCUUUGUAUGGAUGUAAAGUUAAUAAUUCAAUAAGCCAUUUCCAGCCAGGACACCCCUUAAGGGAUACUUCCUUUCUUACAGGACCAAUAGAAGAGAUUCAGACAUUAAAAACUGGUGGGAGUUUGGUGGAAAUGAGUUGCUUUCUAGUGAGCAGGUGGGUGCUGCUCUCCAUCCAGUGAGACUUGGGGAGGUGAGGAGGAGCUGUGGCUAGGGGGUGCUGUGAAUGUCUCUGAGGGCUGGGGUUGCAUUAUUGGCACAGAGCUUUAGUAAAUGUCGUGUUCCAGCAGCUGAGUCUUUACAGAAGGGCAAACAGGCGAGGGAAUACCAGUUUUACAUUUUCAUAGAGGGGAAAUAAAAUUCUUGGUCUCUGGUGGGGAGAGCUGCCAUGAUUUCGGGCACUAUCAUUGCCUCGGCUCUUGUGGACUGUUGGGAAGAAAGGGUUACCACUCACCCCCACACACAGCCAGCACUGAAGGGGGAAAAACUACUUCUGAAGCCAACAUUUUGGUGGAGUAAAGUCCCUCUAAUGAGAGUAUGGAGCAAGCCCAGCACUUGUUACUAUGCUGAUUGGGAGUGACAAGUAUAUCUCUGGAUAUUAGGGAAGUAGUUUAAAAUAUGCCAUCGUUUUUAGCAUAAUACGAUGCACUGCAGAUAUGUCACAUCCAUUUUAUUCUCCACAGCUGUUUACAAAAGGAAAAAAAACCCCAAACCCUGAGAUUGGAGCAGCUGCAGUCACUCAGCUGUCAAUAUGGGACAAGGCUCUUUCUGCUCUUUUAUUUCCACUUCACUCUGUUCUGCUGCACAUAUUUGGCUGUUCUGUGAAUUUGCAGAUCAUGAGAUUUUUUUUCAAACUUCUUUUGAUCUAUACAGAAAGACUCACCCAGUUCUCAUUUAAAUUCAUUAAUACUUUGAGUAGGCAUUUUAAUUUUAUGUUUACUGGCUUGUUUCCCUUUGUAAUGUUAUCUAACUGACAAGUUUGUCAUGCUCUGCAUUACCUUUAGACUUCUGAAUCUAAAACAUUUCCUCUUUCCUGAAAGCUAUGAUAAUUUUUAGAGAUGCUACAAAGGCAUCUUCAUUUCCUCAGGAGAAAACCUGAAUUACCCUCAGCUUUGAUUACUAUCAAAUCAACAUGGAAGUACAUGAUUUCUUUUACAGCAUGAACAAAGUAUGCUUUAUACCAUCAACUAUAGUUUGAAUUGUAGUUUAAAAAUCUGCUUAGGCACUAACAGCAGCAUUUUGUUUGUGAUUCCCAUGCCAGGGAAGUCACAGCAUUAAAGGAAUUUUCUGUGUUGGAGUUUUUCCCACAAAGGUCUGCUGUCUUUUCACCAACAAUUGUGAAUUUAGCACAAUGUACAGACUUUUAGCAAGAACCCUGAUUCCUAAACAUUUGGCCAGAAGAAUGAGGAGAGGAUGUGGUUUUUGUUGAUCAAGCACAACCACUUCAGUGGAAAAAAUGCACUACAGCUGGUCAGACAAUUGAUCUCAUUGGUGUGGUAGUGCUGUCUUUGGGGAGGGUAUAGGUGUUAGCAAAUCACCAAACUGUGAACCAUUCACUGUCAGAAGCAUUUGGCUUGUCUCUUCUUUAAGUUCUUGUGGUCAAGUGUGGUACAGUGGGCUUGAGAAAGGAAUGUGUUUUGGAUUGACCAGGAUGAUGAAUGUAUGAUCCUUCAUGUUUAUUUGUAAUGUCCUUUUUAUACUUAGAAAUUGCUGACAUGUGUAUCUGUAUGUAAAUAAAUGUUUAAUCCUUUCCA